AUGAAGAGAAAUGAAUAAUGUUUGAUUUAAAAAAUGUCAAGAUUAAAAAAAAAUGGUAUAAAUAUCAAUAAUGUGAUAUUUCUAUUAAUUAAGAAUUUUUUUGAUUAAAGAGAUUACUAUUUAGCAAUUGUUCCAAUUACUUAUUCAGUGGAACAAGUAAAGUCAUUUAUAAUUGAUGGAAUUGGUUAAAAUUAAAAAUAUUUUAUAAUAUUAAACUUAUUCAUUCUAUGAUUGAACUCAAAGAAUUAAAAGAUACUUAAAUUAAGAUAUCAGAACUAGGUCUAAAAUACUUUUCCUAACUCUUGUUUUAAGCCAAAAUGACUAUCACAUGGAAUCCAAUUAAGAAAGGGUAAAGUAUUAUUAUUUUAUCAAAUAAUAAUUUGACUACAAAUAAAAUAGGAUUAUUUUACUGUUCUUGGAACACUAGCAUUAAAAUCUUGAAGGCAUUAUUGGGGAAUUAAGAUUGAAAAGUAUGUAGAGGAGGAAGAAGUCUUUAUAGGAAUAGCAAGGUAAAAGUUUGAGCAUUAAUAAAUUAGAAAAGUGA
Molecule: messenger RNA, 544 nt
Organism: Paramecium pentaurelia
Lineage: Eukaryota; Ciliophora; Oligohymenophorea; Peniculida; Parameciidae
Source: the annotation of a GenBank genome assembly